Messenger RNA from Anolis sagrei ordinatus, 3723 nucleotides. RefSeq names its product integrin subunit beta 2 (gene ITGB2). Gene Ontology annotation, molecular function: integrin binding; amyloid-beta binding. Gene Ontology annotation, biological process: cell adhesion mediated by integrin; cell migration; integrin-mediated signaling pathway. Gene Ontology annotation, cellular component: integrin complex; cell surface; focal adhesion. The record is from RefSeq and is a predicted model, not a curated record. NCBI's taxonomy places the organism in Eukaryota, Metazoa, Chordata, Lepidosauria, Squamata, Anolidae.
CAGAAGCAACUGCUCAGAAGAAGAAGAACUUUAUUUAUCUCAACAGGAAGGGGUCGUUGAGAAGAAGCCACAAGGAUCACUUGAUGAAAUGCGUCCCAAAUGCUUGCUUUUGCUAUUUGGAGCUGAGCUGCUGUUCCUGACAACAGCACUUGCACUUGAAUGCACCAAAUACAAUGUAAAAACAUGUCAAGAAUGCAUCCGAUCUGGCCCUGGUUGUGCCUGGUGCAAAAAGCUGAAUUUCACAAAAGUAGGAGAACCAGAUUCUAUUCGCUGUGACACCAAGCAGCAGCUUCAGCAGAAAGGAUGUGAAGGGAACAUUGUUUUUCCUGAAAGCAUUGCCAACCCCCAAACGUUUGGUACAUCAAGAGCAAAUAGAAACCUUUCUCCUGAGCUGGUAGACGCAAGACUGAGAAAAGAUUUUACUGCUUCUUUUAACGUGACAUUCCACCGUGGGGAGGAUUAUGAAAUAGAUCUCUACUACUUGAUGGACCUCUCUUACUCUAUGGAAGAUGAUCUGGUCUUUGUGAAGAAGCUAGGUGGGGAGCUGUUUAAUGCUCUCAGACGCAUGACCAAAAAUGCUCGUGUCGGAUUUGGUGCCUUUGUGGAUAAGACGGUGCUGCCUUUUGUUAACACACACCCCGAGAAGCUGCAAAAUCCCUGUCCAGUCAAAGGAGUCAAUUGCCAACCACCAUUUGCUUUCAGACAUGUGCUCAGUCUCACAGAUGAUGUGCAGCGGUUUCAACAAGAAGUCGGAAAACAGGAUAUAUCAGGGAACCUGGAUGUACCAGAGGGAGGCCUUGAUGCCAUGAUGCAAGUUGCUGUCUGUGGGAGUAAAAUAGGUUGGAAGAACUAUACUCGACUGUUAGUAUAUGCAACAGAUGCUGGUUUCCAUUUUGCUGGGGAUGGUAAACUUGGAGCCAUCUUAACACCUUAUGAUGGGGAAUGCCAUCUGGAAGAAAACAUGUAUAAAAAGAGUAACGAAUAUGACUAUCCAUCUGUUGGACAGCUGGUACAGAAACUUAAAGAAAAUAAUAUCCAGCCCAUAUUUGCUGUUACCAGUGAUGUGGUUGAAACAUACAAAAAACUCAGUGAGAUGAUCCCAAAGUCUGCAGUAGGAGAGCUGAGGGCCAACUCAGAUAACAUCAUCCAGCUUAUUCGGGAUGCUUAUAAUAAUUUAUCUUCCAAAAUUAUUUUGGAUCAUAGUCCUUUGCCAAGUUCUGUAAAGGUCACAUAUGAUUCCUUCUGCACUAACAAAAUAAAUACCAAGGAUCAACCAAAAGGAGAAUGUGACAAUGUCAUGAAAAAUGAUGAGGUCAUUUUUCAGGUUAAAAUUACAGCAACAGAGUGCAUUGACAACCAGACCUUUACUAUCCAGCCUCAUGGGUUCUCUGACUCCUCCGUCACUGUUCGUAUACGCAGUCGGUGCAACUGUGAAUGUGAUGAGAAAAUACCUGAUGGCACUGAAUGUAGUGGGCAUGGAACAAUAGACUGUGGUAUUUGCAGGUGCGAUUCCGGUUUCACUGGAAAGAAUUGUGAUUGUAAAACUGGAGGCAAAUCCAGUAAGGAACUGGAAAAGAGCUGCCGAAAGGACAAUGCCUCUGUCAUCUGCUCUGGCCUAGGGGAUUGUGUAUGUGGACAGUGUGUUUGCCAUACCAGUGAUAAUCCCAAAAAGCAGAUUUAUGGUACCUUCUGCGAGUGUGAUAAUGUUAACUGUGAACUUCACAAUGGCCAACUUUGUGGAGGAGAAGAACGAGGACGGUGCGACUGUGGGAAAUGCAAAUGCUUCCCUGGCUUUGAUGGCAGUGCCUGUCAGUGCAGAUCCUCAACUGAAGGCUGUUCCCUGAACCGCAAUUCAAAUGUAUGCAGUCUCCGUGGGGAGUGUCAGUGCAAUACCUGCACCUGUGACCCAGGCUACCAGCCCCCAUUUUGUGAAGACUGUCCUGGCUGUCCAUCACCCUGCCCCAAAUAUAUUUCCUGUGUUGAAUGCCAGGCCUUUGGGAGUGGCCCGUUUCAGAAGAAUUGUACCCAGCAGUGUCAAAAUAUUCAUUUGAAAGACACGGUGGCACCCAAAAGUAAACAAUGCAAGGAGAAGGAUUCUCAAAACUGUUGGAUCAGUUACACUAUGUCUCAAAUGGAUGGAAGGGAGAAGUAUGCUAUUACAGUAGAUCCUAAGAAAGAGUGUCCAGAGCCACCUAAUGUUGCAGCCAUUGUGGGAGGUACCAUUGCUGGUGUAGCUCUCAUUGGGCUUCUCCUCCUCUUGCUUUGGCGGCUACUGACAGAAUUGUUUGAUCGCAGAGAAUAUCAUAGAUUUGAAAAAGAGAAGUCCAAGGCAAAGUGGAAUGAUGCUGAUAACCCUCUAUUCAAGAGCGCCACCACCACCGUUGUGAAUCCCAGAUUCAAUGGCCAAUAAUGUGGAAUUCCAGUGACAUCGCAAAGUGCCAAGAAGGGAGGAAGAACAGAGAUGAAGACAUGGGUUUUAUUCUCCAUAGUGGCUUCUCUUGUCAUUGGGUGUGCCUACACUGAAUAAUUAAUGGUUUGAUGUGUUUCACUGCUAUGGCUCAAUACUUUGGAAUCAUAGUAGCUGUAGUUUUACAAGGUCCUUAGCCUUCAUUGCCCACGGGUGCUUCAUGCCUCACAAAAUGACAAAAAAGUGUUGAUGAACACUUUGUCACACCAUUGCAAACGUUAUAUCAAGUUAAACCUUGGUAUAACUUUUGCAAAUAUAUUCUCACUUGAGAUCAGGCAAACAAAGGGAAUGUUUAUUAAAGCUUGUACAGAUUGAAAAUCUUUGCUUAGAAAUGUAGCAAAAUUGUUGACUUACAUUAAUGACAUAUACAAGAUUUAUUCUAAUUCAUAAUUUCACUAUCCAGAAACCCUACAUUAAAGUUUUAUGCAUAGUGGGGGAAAUGGCUUUUUCUGGUUUGCACUUCUUUUUUCAUUUAAAAAUGUUAUUAUUAUUAUUGUAUAUCAUUACAUCCUCACUCAGAAAAGCCCUAAUACGAGGGGUAUUUUUUAAGUAAGGUCCGUUGGAACAUAAGUACACAAUGAAAGUUUAUUUCAAAAAAGUAAAUUUAUUUUCAGAAAGUACAUACUUCACUCUAUUUUUCGACAUAGUUGCCAAAUUUGUUCAAACACUUAUCAUACCUCUGAACCAAUUUUAAAAUACCCUCUUCAUAAAACUUGCCACCUGCUCCGAUAACCAAGAGUUCACUGUAAUCAAAGAAGGGCGACCAGAGCAGUCCUCAUCAUGGACGUUGUCACGGCCAUCUUUGAAUUGUCGUACCCACUUACGCACUUUGCUUUCACUCAUAACAGUAUCACCGUCCACUUCACAAAUCUGUCAAUGAAUUUCUGCAGCAGGCAGGUUCCUUGCUGACAAAAACCAUAUCCCUGAGCGAACCUCACAUUCGGAGGGUGAGUUGAUAGUCUUAAACAUUUUUAAAGCACAGAACAGAAACGUACAGGUUAGCUACAGAGCGGAAACGGAGCACAGUUGUUCCCGAGGCAUGCGUGCUCGUUGCGGUAUGCGUGCGAACUACUAGUGUCUACAACAAACGGACCUUACUUAAAAAAAUACCCCUCGUAUAUUAGGAACAACCUACUGUAUAUACUCGAGUAUAAGCUGACCCGAAUGUAAGUCGAGGCCCACAAUUUUGCCAUAAAAAACUGGGAAAACUUAUUGACUCCAAUAUAAACCGCUACUGGUAAAUUUCAAAAUAAAAA